CUGCAUGUGAGCUGGACAAAAGCAGAGAGGAAAUGCUUCUCUUUGUGUAUAUCUGUGCGUGACCUUAGCAACUGUGGCAAACUGCCAUCAGUCAGGACAGCGGACACUGAAAUACCUCCACUAGGACUUCCAGCCUCUCUCUUGGCUUUGAGAUAUUCAACAAUUGCUUGUCGCCUCAGGAACUUGGGAUCAAUUUGUUUUUUUCUUGCAGGAUAUUUUUAUGGUUCUGUGCGGAUUUAUGAUGGAGAAUUAAAAUGAUCAGGAAGAAAAAGCUGCUGGUGUUUGAAAUUUGUGGAAGCAUGAUGUGGGAUGGAUAAACAACAACGAAACUCUGCUAUGGCCUCUAAUGACCCUGAACCCCCUGACUUCUCUGGUGACCCCCAGCCUGGCGACCUCAUUGAGAUCUUCAGACCAGCCUAUCAGCACUGGGCUCUUUACCUGGGAGAUGGUUACAUCAUCAACUUAACUCCUGUUGAUGAGAGCCAGGCUGCAGCCAUGUCCAGCGUGAAGUCCGUCUUCAGCAGGAAGGCAGUGGUGCGCAUGCAGCUGCUAAAGGAGGUGGUGGGAAGCGACUCGUACCGUGUGAACAAUAAGUACGACCACAACCACACACCCUUGCCCAUCUGUGAAAUCAUCCACCGAGCCCAAGUUCUCAUUGACCAGGAGGUGUCCUACGACCUGCUGGGGAGCAACUGCGAGCACUUUGUUACCCUUCUGCGCUACGGGGAGGGGGUGUCCGAGCAGGCUACACGGGCCAUUGGGGCCAUCAGUUUGGUGACAGCAGCAGCCAGUGCCUUCUCUGUCCUGGGACUGAUCAACACACGAUCCAGAAACAGGCCCUUCUGACAGCUGUGUUCUUCACUGAAGGGUGUUGUCCCCCUACAUACAUGCGGCUGCGAUAAAUUAAAUAAAGCAUUCAUUAAGAUUAA
Messenger RNA from Mugil cephalus (flathead mullet), 929 nucleotides. RefSeq names its product phospholipase A and acyltransferase 1 (gene plaat1). NCBI's taxonomy places the organism in Eukaryota, Metazoa, Chordata, Actinopteri, Mugiliformes, Mugilidae. Gene Ontology annotation, cellular component: cytoplasm. Gene Ontology annotation, biological process: N-acylphosphatidylethanolamine metabolic process. Gene Ontology annotation, molecular function: glycerophospholipid phospholipase A1 activity; A2-type glycerophospholipase activity. The transcript is spliced from 5 exons. The coding region runs from base 310 to 846 and encodes 178 amino acids. The record is from RefSeq and is a predicted model, not a curated record.